This is a messenger RNA of Ostertagia ostertagi, 468 nucleotides long. Lineage: Eukaryota; Metazoa; Nematoda; Chromadorea; Rhabditida; Trichostrongylidae. The record is from the annotation of a GenBank genome assembly.
AUGGGAUGUAUCUUGUUUCUCGACCCACCGAACAAUAACUAUUCGAUAUGCGUUUGUACUUUUGAUCAUAAUUCGAAGAAGGUCUAUCCAUGUUUCAACGCAACCGUAUGGUCUGACCACAUGUGUUCAUCAUGCCAGGCUGACGGUUUCUGUGAUAGUCCAUCUAAAGGUGGUAUGCGAUAUGCAUGUAACUGCAGAAAUCGAACUAAAUCUGAAGGAGUCGUAGACAAGCCCUAUUGUGUGGCAAGACAACUAAAGGGGAUUCGGAAACUCUGGAUCGAUUAUUCGAAUGAAACCUUCGUCUUACCAGAAAUACUCGAAACAACUCGGCUGUUAUUUACCACUCCUACUUCUACUACGACAACGACAUCACCUCCUGCUGCCAUGCACGCUAAGACAGCAACAAGUCGACCAAACCAAAGAGAAAUUGUCACUGCUCCGGAAACGAUCAAAGCGAUGGGUUUUGAG